This is a messenger RNA of Malurus melanocephalus (red-backed fairy wren), 1494 nucleotides long. RefSeq names its product O-sialoglycoprotein endopeptidase like 1 (gene OSGEPL1). Gene Ontology annotation, cellular component: mitochondrion. The transcript is spliced from 7 exons. NCBI's taxonomy places the organism in Eukaryota, Metazoa, Chordata, Aves, Passeriformes, Maluridae. The record is from RefSeq and is a predicted model, not a curated record. Gene Ontology annotation, biological process: tRNA threonylcarbamoyladenosine modification. The coding region runs from base 176 to 1423 and encodes 415 amino acids.
GACGUUACCUCCCAAAUAUUUUUUCUUAAGGUCUUAAAGGUCAUGUGUGACCAUUCAUAAGUUUAAAAGUAAUGCCACCUCUUCAGAAAAUCGGAGCAGAACACGUACAUUAAAACCGUCCAGUAAUAAUUAUACAGUUCUCUUCUAGAUAUAAACGUCAGGUAGAUGAUAAACAAUGAACAGUAUUGCCAGAAGCCUUUUGCGGUCAGUUAAACACGGCCGAGCUGCGUGGCUGAGGAGCAGCUCUGCUCACUCUGGAAAGCAGCGUUUUGGCAGACUGGUUUUGGGAAUAGAGACAAGCUGUGACGACACCGGCGCUKCUGUGGUGGAUGAAGCUGGCUGUGUUCUGGGAGAAGCACUGCACUGUCAGAAGGAAGUUCAUUUACAAACAGGAGGAAUAAUUCCCGUGGUGGCACAGCAGCUUCACAGAGAAAACAUCGAGCAAGUGGUACAAGAGGCUUUUCGUGCCAGUGGYGUUUCUGUAGCCGAGCUUGCGGCUGUGGCGACUACAGUGAAACCCGGGCUYGCUCUAAGCCUGGGCGUGGGGCUGAAGUACAGCCUGAGCUUGGUCAACAGGCACCAGAAGCCCUUCAUCCCCAUCCAUCACAUGGAGGCUCACGCACUGACCAUCAGGCUCACACAUCACCUGGACUUUCCCUUCUUAGUUCUCCUCAUCUCUGGGGGCCACUGUCUCUUGGCAGUAGCACGAGGAAUUUCAGAUUUCCUUUUGCUCGGACAGUCYAUCGAUAUCGCACCGGGUGACAUGCUGGAUAAGGUAGCACGAAGACUGUCUUUAAGAAAGCACCCAGAGUGCCACAGCAUGGCUGGGGGGAAGGCCAUAGAACACUUGGCUCAAACUGGGAACCAGGAGCUGCUCACCUUCCGGCUGCCCAUGCAGCACUAUCGGAACUGCAACUUCUCCUUCUCUGGACUUCAGAACCUCGUCAAUAACGCCAUUGUACAAAAAGAAAAAGAAGAAGGUAUUCAAGAAGGUGAGAUCCUGUCCUGUGUUAAGGAUGUUGCUGCUGCUGUACAGCAUGCAGUGGCUGUUCAUAUUAUCCAGAGGACAUAUCGAGCCAUGCUGUUCUGCAUCAAAAACAGCAUUUUACCAUCAAAAAAUGCCACUUUGGUUGUAUCAGGAGGAGUUGCAAGUAAUCAGUAUAUCCGAAAAGGUCUACAGAAUUUGGCAGAUGCAAAUGAUUUUGCUUUGCUGUGUCCUCCUCCAAGACUCUGCACUGAUAAUGGUGUUAUGAUUGCAUGGAAUGGCAUUGAAAGGCUGCGUGCAGGACUGGGCGUUCUGCACAGUACUGAUGGCGUCCGCUAUGAACCAAGAGCUCCCCUUGGAAUUGAUAUUUCAAAAAGAGUUGAAGAAGAUUCGAUCAAGGUGCCAGAAUUAAAAAAGAUACGAUGGUUGGCAUCUUAAAAAUUAACUUAACAAAGUAAUUGCAACUAUAAGUUGUUCAAUAAAAACUGUUUCAAUGCUGUUAGAUUGAG